GAUUGAUCAUGAGACAACAACCAUACGAAUAACACACGGACCGUGAACAGUUCUGUCGUUCGAAUCAAGAUGAUGGUGACCGCGAAAAUGCCAAACGGGCUGUUACUCCUCGCCACCGCUUGGCUGCUGCUGAUCGUUCCCUCAGGUGUGUCGAGCACGGGACAACGUUACACCACUAGCCCUGCCCAGGAUCUGGAUAACACGUUGCAAUCAGUGCCGCCUCUUGGGCCGAACGUGUGCAGGUCAAGAUACAAGAAUUACUGUUGCCCUGGCUGGACGAAGAAGCCGGAGACCGGUCUCUGCGUAAUUCCCGUAUGUACGAGAAGAUGUGGUCCAUUGGGCAGAUGCAUAAGGCCGAAUAUUUGUUUGUGCGAGGGUGGCACAGUCGCCUCUUCUUGCAGCAGCAGUCAAACCAAAGUUUCUACACACGAAAGUGGUAACGCUGUGGAAAGAGGCGAAUCGAGCAGAUGCAGAGCGCAUUGCGUGAACGGUAACUGUGCCGAAGGCAGAUGCCAAUGUCGCGGCGGUUAUCAGGGCGAAUUCUGCAACGAACCCAUUUGUCGAGAGCCAUGCUUGAACCAAGGAAGAUGCAUCGGUCCGGAUCGUUGUGCCUGCAUCUACGGCUACACAGGCAGACGAUGCGAAACAGAUUACAGAACUGGGCCAUGCUACACGAAAGUGAAAAAUGGACAGUGCCUGGCGAAUCUACAGGGUGUCGUAUGCACACGGCAGUUGUGCUGCGCCACUGUCGGCAAAGGUUGGGGCCAUCCUUGCGAAAGAUGUCCUGCUAGACUGGACUGCGAGUUGGGACACUUGAAGACCAACCAAGGGCAAUGCGUCGACAUCAACGAGUGCGAGGCGAUACCAGGACUGUGCGAGGGUGGAAAGUGUUUGAAUACACCUGGCUCUUUCACCUGCGAGUGUCCAGAUGGACAGGCCAGAGAUCCGGAAACAAACGCUUGCAAGGAUAGAGACGAAUGUCAGGAGGAAGGAAUCUGCGUGGAUGGACGAUGCGUGAACACGAACGGUGGCUACUAUUGUCUCUGUAAUCCUGGAUUCAUUCAGAGUCAAGAUCGAAGAUUUUGUAUCGAUGGAAGACAAGGACUGUGCUACACGUCGGUGAACAGAAAUGGCCAAUGCAAAAAUCGAUUGGCAAUGAGACUGAGCAAGAAGGACUGCUGUUGUGGCAAGAACAUGGGUCGCGGCUGGGGUGACGAGUGCUACAUUUGUCCUAAUUACGGAAGUGACGAUUACAACAGGCUUUGCUUGCAACAACUGCAGCCGAUCACCGCGAUAAACGAGUGCGCGUUGCGGCCGGACAUUUGCGGAAACGGGAAGUGCAUCGACACGAAGGACGGCUACGAGUGCGAUUGUUAUCCAGGAUUCACGAAGAAGGCCGGCAGAUGCGAGGACGUAGACGAGUGCCUGUUGGGAUACUGCCACGGUGGAACAUGUCAGAAUUACGAGGGAAGCUUCACGUGCCACUGUCCUCCGGGUUUUGUCGUUUCCGGCGAAGGCAGAUAUUGCACGGAUCACGAUGAAUGCCAGGAUACAGGAAUGUGUAACAAUGGACACUGUAUCAACAUGAAUGGAUCAUUCAAGUGCCAGUGCAACGAUGGUUACGUCUUAUCUCCCACAAGAAACACUUGUAUCGAUAUCAACGAAUGCGCUGAUAAUCCAAGAAUCUGUCUAAAUGGUCGAUGUGAAAAUACACCAGGAUCCUAUCACUGUAUCUGCCAAUCUGGAUUCACACCUUCGCGAGAUAACACAUUCUGCGUGGAUAUGGACGAGUGUUCCACGAGUGGAAUGUGCGAGAAUGGGAAAUGCGUGAACAUGGAGGGUUCGUUCAAGUGUGUCUGCGACUCUGGCUUCCGGAUUGGACCGGAUCAAAGUCACUGUAUCGACAUCGACGAGUGCCUGAGUAGACCAUGCCAGAAUGGUCGUUGCAUUAACACUCCCGGUAGCUUCCGGUGCGAGUGUCAUCCUGGAUUCAAUUUAGGUCCAGAUGGAAGAUCUUGCUUAGAUACCAGGAGGGACUUAUGCUACUCUCAGUAUCGAGAUGGACAGUGUUCCAACCCUACGUCAACAGCAGUAACAAAAUCAAGUUGCUGCUGUUGCACCGUGAUAUUAGGACAACCUAUGGGCUGGGGAAGUACCUGUCAACCUUGUCCACUUCCUAGCAGCAGCGAAUUCGACGCGUUGUGUCCGCAUGGCGCCGGAAUGACUUACAAUGGAGAUGAUAUCAACGAGUGCGCACAGAAUCCGAACAUUUGCGUAAACGGCGGCUGCGAGAAUCUGAUGGGGACUUAUCGAUGCAUCUGCGACAGCGGCUACGAAGUGGACGCGUCAGGGAAGAUAUGCACGGACAUAAACGAGUGUGCAUUGGAGGAUUCAUUGUGCAGCGGUGGCCAGUGUCGAAACACUCCUGGAAGCUUCCAGUGUGUUUGUCCAAGCGGCACGCGAUUCAACACGCAGAAUCACAUGUGUGAGGACAUCGACGAAUGCGAGGAGUUAGGGCCAGAUAUCUGUCUGAACGGGAUAUGCGUGAACACUCCGGGCUCAUACGGGUGCGAGUGCUCCCCUGGAUACGUUCUGGACCACACUGGCCAUAUAUGCAUGGACAAUAGGAGGGGUUCCUGUUGGACCAAGAUGAUAGACGGUCGAUGUGAAUACAAUCUACCCAGAUUGGCGCUCAAGUCAGAGUGCUGUUGUUCGGUAGGAGUUGCUUGGGGCAGUCCUUGCGAAAUCUGUGACCAUUCGAUCUGCGAAUGUUCCAAGGGAUACGCGAAAUUCGGCGGAAAAGAGUGUGUGGAUGUAAACGAAUGCGAAUUGAACAGUGGUAUCUGCAAGGGCGGUGGCACUUGCGUGAACACCGACGGAUCAUAUCGUUGCGAGUGUCCUCCUGGCUUGACUCUAGACGCAACACACACCACGUGCAUAGACACUAGACAAGAGACCUGCUUCUUGGAUCAUCGUCACGGGCAAUGCUCGAAUCCGAUAGAAGGCCAAUUUUCCAAGGCUCUCUGCUGUUGUUCCGUGGGUCGAGCAUGGGGCACGGAGAGAUGCGAAUCCUGUCCAAAGCCAGGCACCCACACGCACCAAGAAUUGUGUCCCAGGGGAGACGGUUUCACGGACAAACAGGACAUCAACGAAUGCAUCGAGUUUCCUGGAAUGUGCCUCAACGGAAGAUGCAAGAACACGAUUGGAAGCUUCGGUUGCAAGUGCAAUCAAGGCUUCGCGUUGGACGAACACGGGAUCAAGUGUAACGACAUCGAUGAAUGCGAGAUCAUGCACGGAGUGUGCGGGAACGGAACCUGCAGAAACACGCCUGGCAACUUUCAGUGUGACUGCAGUCCCGGGUAUCGCAGCAGCGAUAUCAUGAAAAUUUGCAUGGACAUAAACGAGUGCAAAGAAACGCCAGGACUCUGCCGCGGAGGCACCUGUAUCAACACAGAGGGCAGCUUCAAGUGUCAAUGCCCGCCUGGACACGAGUUAGGCCCUGACAAGCAGUCCUGCAAGGAUAUUGACGAGUGCUCGAGAACCAGCGGGAUCUGCUCGAACGGUGUCUGCGAGAACAUGAUGGGCACUUAUCAGUGCAUAUGCGACGAUGGUUAUCAGCAAACUGGAUUGAAGUCCCACUGCGAGGAUAUAAACGAGUGCGCCAGCAACAACGGCGGCUGCGAGGAUAUCUGUCUGAACACGCCUGGCAGUUUUUCUUGCUCGUGCAGCACCGGAUUCGCGUUGAAUCUGGACGGUCGAUCUUGCGUGGACGUGGACGAGUGCAAAGAGAAUCCUCGAAUCUGUAACGGUGGGAAAUGCAGCAAUAUUGCUGGUGGAUAUAUAUGCACUUGCACCGAUGGGCUAGCACCUGGGAAGGACGGUGUAUCUUGCAUAGAUAUCGACGAGUGCACCACGCAGCCUCACAUUUGCGGUUACGGUGAAUGUUACAACACUAUUGGUUCCUAUAACUGUCGUUGCGAGGAAGGAUACUCCGUGAAACCGGAACAGGGUCCAGGAUGCACAGACGACGACGAGUGUCUGUUAAAUGCAUAUUCUUGCAGCGAAUUCGCCGAAUGUCAGAAUACUCAGGGCUCUUACGAGUGUACCUGUCACGAAGGCUUCGUAGGUAACGGAGUCGAGUGCAGGGACAUUAACGAGUGUUUGACGAACAACGGAGGAUGUGAUUCUAACGCACAGUGCAUUAAUACCGAAGGAUCAUUCAAGUGUGUCUGUGACGCUGGAUUCAGAGGCGAUGGCUACAAUUGCAAAGAUAUCGACGAAUGCGCGAACGACAAUACUCUCUGCGAGAAUGGACACUGUUUGAAUUAUCCUGGGUCGUUUCGAUGCGAAUGUGAGAUGGGUUUCAUGCAUCCCGAUGAAAAUAACGACCAGACUUGCGUGGAUAUAAACGAGUGCGAGAUGUUCAGUAAUUUGUGUGUCUUUGGACGUUGUGAGAAUAUAUUCGGUAUGUUCCGUUGCGAAUGUAACGAGGGCUAUAAAUUGGACGGUUCUGGAGGGAAUUGUACAGAUAUCGACGAAUGCGAGAAUCCACAAUCUUGUCAGUAUGGUACUUGCAUUAAUACUCAGGGAAAAUACGUAUGCAAAUGUCCUCCUCAUUAUGAAUUGGUCGAAGCUGGAAACGCCUGCGUUGAUAGGCGAGAAUCAUUCUGUUUCACGGGUUUCGAGCACGGUACCGGAAAACCACAGUGCAUCUUCGACAUGUCCUCCUCAGUCACGAAAGCGACGUGUUGCUGCAGCAUUGGCAACGCUUGGGGCAACAACUGCGAAGAGUGUCCUCAGGUUGGGACCAAAGAAUUCGAGGAAUUGUGUCCAGCUGGUCCUGGAUACAGACCUAAUCAGGUCACCGUAAUUUUGGAAGACAUUAACGAGUGUGAAGAACAUGAGAAUAUUUGUCAGAACGGACACUGCACUAACACGUUUGGUAGCUUCAUGUGCUCUUGCAAUGAAGGUUUCAUUUUGGACGAUACUAAAACCAGUUGUAUAGACAUAGACGAGUGUGCCUUGCAUCCAAAAAUAUGUGGAGUGGGAUACUGUAUUAAUGAUCAGGGCAAAUAUCAUUGCGAGUGUCCAGAAGGAUACAUGGCGAUGCCUGGAGGAAAGGAGUGUGUCGACAUGAGAAAAGAAUCGUGCUACGUCAACUACGAAGAUGGUCAAUGUUUCAAUCCCAUGAUGCAUACACAGACGAAAAUGUUGUGUUGCUGUUCUAUGGGAGCUGCAUGGGGUAGUCCUUGUGAAAAAUGUCCCGCUGAGAGGACUCGCGAACAUGAGAUCCUGUGUGGCAUGGUACCUGGUCAAAUAGUGAACCCAAUAACUAAUCACUCGGAAGAGAUCGACGAAUGCGCCCUUAUGCCAACGAUGUGCACUCACGGGCGUUGCAUGAACACUCCAGGAAGUUUCGAGUGCCAGUGCGAUCGAGGAUACGAGUACGAUCAGGAUUCUCAUCAGUGUAUCGAUGAGAAUGAGUGUCAGCAGAUCCCGAAUCCCUGCAGCGGUAACGCACAGUGCAUCAACAAGCAAGGCUACUUCGAAUGCGUGUGUCCAGCCGGAUACAAGCUGGGCCUUAGCCAACGAGACUGCGUCGACAUUGACGAGUGUUACGAACGACCUGGAAUUUGCAGUAGUGGCGCCUGCAACAACUUGCAAGGCAGCUUUCAAUGCAUUUGCCAUCCUGGUUUCGCGUUGACACGAGACAGGGACAACUGCGUGGACAUUGACGAGUGUCAGCGCAAUCCGAACAUUUGCAACAAUGGAACCUGCGUGAAUACGCUUGGAUCGUACAAGUGCACCUGCUAUCAGGGAUUCAAGCUCAGUCCUAACAACGACUGCGCUGAUAUCGACGAGUGUCGAAUAAUGCCGUUCCUCUGUCGCAAUGGAAGAUGUCGAAACACUAUUGGUGCGUUUAUUUGCGAGUGUGCCGAUGGCUACGUCUUGGCUCAAGAUGGCCAGCACUGUAGAGACAUCGACGAGUGUCACGAGAUUCCUGGAUUAUGUCCGUCGCCAGGAAAAUGUCAGAAUUUAAUGGGAUCUUACAUAUGCAACUGUCCUCCUGGUUACGAAUUGGAUCAUACGAAGAAGAAGUGUGUGGACGUGGACGAAUGUGUGGAGACACAAGGAAUCUGUGAAAACGGUCGCUGCAUCAAUACAGACGGAGGAGUGAUCUGCGAGUGUCCAGUUGGCUACAGAUUAAGCGACAAUCUGAAUUCAAUGCGCUGUGUCGACGUCAGGGAGGAACUGUGCUACGAUAGAUACAUCAGACACGUAGGAGGACGAUGUUCGCUUCCUCGAACGGGUGGCAUGACGAAGAAGCAUUGUUGCUGCACGAUGGGGAAGGCUUGGGGCAAAUACUGUGAACAGUGCCCUCCGGAAGACAGCGAGGACUUCAGAAGAUUGUGUCCCGAGGGCCCAGGCAGAGACGACACAGGGAUCGACUUAAACGAGUGCCUCUUCAUGCAAGACGCUUGUGUUGAAGGCGAGUGCAUAAACACCGAUGGCUCCUUCCGGUGCGAGUGUCCAUCUGGAUACGUUCUGGACGCAACUGGCAGACGUUGCAUCGACAAUAACGAGUGCUUAAACCAGCAGAACAUAUGUGGCAACGGGACGUGCACGAAUAUCAAAGGUGGCUUUGAAUGCUACUGCAACGAAGGAUUCACCCCUGGAGUGAACCAGAUCUGCGAGGAUGUGAACGAGUGCCUGGAGAUUGGCAACCAGUGCGCCUUCAGGUGCCACAAUGCACCUGGCACCUUCAGAUGCAUUUGCCCUUACGGAUACACUUUGGCUCCGGAUGGAAGGCAUUGUAUAGACGUGGACGAGUGUGCAACACCAGCGAAUAAUUGCAAGUACCAAUGCAAGAACCUCAUUGGUUCUUUCAUGUGCAUCUGUCCACCUGGAUAUCAGCAAAUUGGCAUGAUUGACGAGUGCAAGGAUAUCGACGAAUGUGCGAUUAAUUCGGGUCUAUGUCGAAAUGGUCAAUGCGUCAAUAUGGAAGGAAGUUAUCAGUGUCUUUGCUACGAUGGUUUCGAGCAGAGUCCUGAUGGAAAGUCUUGCAUAGAUCGUAGAAUGGGUUAUUGCUUCUUGCAAAUAAUUGGCGGCAGAUGCACCGCAAGGACCUCCGACUUGAAAACAGUGACGAAAGCAGAUUGCUGUUGCACAAUGGGCGCAGCUUGGGGACCACACUGCGAGAUCUGUCCUUCGAAGGACUCUGAAAAUUAUAACGAGCUCUGCUUGGACAAAGGCUUUACCAUUGACGGCCAAGAUAUUGACGAAUGCAGAACGAUUCCUGAUUUAUGCAAGAAUGGAUUGUGCAUCAAUACACUUGGCUCCUACAGAUGUGUUUGUAACAAGGGAUACAAGCCUGACAGAAUUGGAACUCAAUGCGUUGAUAUAAACGAGUGCGAAGUGACACCGAAACCAUGCAAGUACAGCUGCCAGAACACAGAAGGAAGUUUCAUCUGUUCGUGUCCUGUUGGCUUUAUCUUGAAUCCUGACGGCAUCAGUUGCAGAGAUCUGGACGAAUGUGCGACUGGAAAUCAUCUUUGUCAACAGAAUUGCAUCAAUACUCAAGGAAGCUAUACUUGCGGUUGUCAAGAGGGUUACACGCAAGAUGGAGAUGCUUGUCACGACAUAAACGAGUGUGACCAGCCUGGAACCUGCCCCAAACCAGGCACUUGCAUCAAUACUCUUGGCAGCUUCCGGUGUAUCUGUCCGAGAGGAUUCAAGCUCGAUCAGUCUGGCAGAUUUUGCGUCGAUCAGAACGAGUGUGCCGAUGACGCGACUUGUGAACACGGUUGUCAAAACUUCAUGGGAAGCUAUCGUUGCGGAUGUCCAGAAGGAUUCGUUCAACACCUUUAUUACAAUCAGUGCAUCGACGAAAAUGAAUGCAGCACUUCUCCAUGCGGAGAUAACACUUGUAUCAACACCAUUGGUAGCUACAAAUGUGGCUGUCCAGAUGGCUAUCAGUUCGACAGUAACUUGCAGAUUUGUGUUCAGGUCAGCGCUGGGUGCAUGGGAAGUCCUUGCGCAUUCGGUUGCACACCUAACGGAGCAAACGGUUUCAUUUGUGGAUGUCCCACUGGUUAUCAGAGAAUUGGACAGGGUCAUUGUCUAUCGACCAUAAAUCCGUUGUCUCAAGGACACUACGGCGAGGACAUCAGCAACGCACCUACUUACGUGAUCAAUCCAGAUCCUUAUCACAUACCACCAGCAGACGAUAAGACUAUAUCGACAGAAGGUUGCUUCUCUUGCAAGGUUAAUGGUAAAGGAGGUAUAAGAAUAAAAUCGACGGACGAGGAACUGAGUGCACGAAGGACAGAAAUUAUAAAGAGACGAUUUGUCAGAUCAGCGAAGAGGCAUCAUCAUGGCGAAGAACAUGUUCUUAAGAUCAGUCUGCGACAGACCAGACACCGAAUGAGAAUCAUUAAAUUACAACCUGCUCUCAAGGACAAAGACAUGGAAUACACGAUAGUGAAAGGGAACAACGGGAACGACUUCGAGAUCGUGAACGAACACGGUAUUUCGGCUCUUCAUUUCCGCAGUCGACUGAAGGAACCCGGUCAAUUCCGGCUGGUGAUACACGGACGCACGAGAAACGGUAUCAGCGAGGAGAACCAAGUGUGGGAGAGGCCUCUAACAUUCAGAGUGCAUUUAAUAGUGACGGAGUAA
Messenger RNA from Habropoda laboriosa, 8679 nucleotides. RefSeq names its product fibrillin-2-like. Gene Ontology annotation, molecular function: calcium ion binding. The coding region runs from base 70 to 8679 and encodes 2869 amino acids. The record is from RefSeq and is a predicted model, not a curated record. The transcript has 41 exons. Lineage: Eukaryota; Metazoa; Arthropoda; Insecta; Hymenoptera; Apidae.